Messenger RNA from Argiope bruennichi, 2353 nucleotides. RefSeq names its product V-type proton ATPase subunit B (gene Vha55). The transcript is spliced from 15 exons. The coding region runs from base 108 to 1613 and encodes 501 amino acids. Gene Ontology annotation, biological process: proton transmembrane transport; ATP metabolic process. The record is from RefSeq and is a predicted model, not a curated record. Gene Ontology annotation, molecular function: ATP binding; proton-transporting ATPase activity, rotational mechanism. Gene Ontology annotation, cellular component: proton-transporting V-type ATPase, V1 domain. Lineage: Eukaryota; Metazoa; Arthropoda; Arachnida; Araneae; Araneidae.
UUGCCAAGAUCUAAAACAGCUGUAAUCGGGUUUACAGCUCAAGUUGUGCUCUUCAUCACAUGACUGCUGUGAUUUCUGUAUUUUAUAAGUUCAUCUAAAUUAAAAAGAUGCCGAAAGAUUCGAUUGCAGCUUCAAAAGAACAUUCUUUGGUAGUUACUAGAGAUUUCAUAUCUCAACCUAGAAUAACCUACAAAACAGUAUCUGGUGUAAAUGGACCUCUUGUAAUUUUGGAUGAUGUUAAGUUCCCCAAAUUUGCUGAAAUUGUACAAUUAGUUUUGGCGGAUGGAACUGCUCGAACUGGUCAGGUACUGGAAGUCAGUGGGAAGAAAGCCGUUGUUCAAGUUUUUGAAGGAACAUCAGGCAUUGAUGCUAAACAUACACUAUGCGAGUUUACGGGAGAUAUUCUUCGAACACCUGUAUCGGAAGACAUGUUGGGUCGAGUUUUCAAUGGAUCAGGAAAACCUAUUGAUAGAGGACCACCUGUGUUAGCUGAAGAUUUUCUUGACAUUCAAGGUCAGCCUAUUAACCCAUGGUGUCGUAUUUAUCCUGAGGAGAUGAUUCAAACUGGUAUUUCUACUAUUGAUGUAAUGAACAGUAUUGCCCGAGGUCAAAAGAUUCCAAUCUUUUCAGCAGCUGGUCUGCCUCACAAUGAAAUUGCUGCUCAGAUUUGUCGUCAGAGUGGUUUAGUUAAAAAUCGAGAUGUGAUGGAUCAAAAUGAACAUGAUAACUUUGCUAUUGUAUUUGCUGCUAUGGGUGUCAACAUGGAAACAGCUCGCUUCUUUAAACAAGAUUUUGAAGAGAAUGGUUCUAUGGAAAAUGUGUGUCUCUUUUUGAAUUUAGCUAAUGAUCCUACUAUUGAACGUAUUAUUACUCCUCGUCUUGCUUUAACGACUGCCGAAUAUUUAGCCUAUCAGUGUGAGAAACAUGUUCUCGUUAUCCUGACUGAUAUGUCAUCCUAUGCUGAAGCCUUGCGAGAGGUAUCAGCUGCCCGUGAAGAAGUACCUGGACGUAGAGGUUUCCCAGGUUACAUGUACACCGAUUUGGCCACAAUUUAUGAAAGAGCUGGCCGUGUUGAGGGUAGAAAUGGUUCCAUUACCCAAAUUCCUAUUUUGACUAUGCCAAACGAUGAUAUCACCCAUCCCAUUCCUGAUUUAACAGGAUAUAUUACAGAAGGUCAAAUAUAUAUUGAUAGACAGCUGCAUAACAGACAGAUUUAUCCACCCAUUAACGUACUGCCUUCAUUGUCUCGAUUGAUGAAAUCGGCUAUUGGUGAAAAUAUGACAAGGAAGGAUCAUUCUGAUGUUUCUAAUCAGUUGUAUGCUUGUUAUGCUAUUGGUAAAGAUGUGCAAGCUAUCAAAGCUGUCGUUGGUGAAGAGGCUUUGACUUCAGAAGAUCUUUUGUAUUUAGAUUUCUUGAGCAAGUUUGAAAAAAGCUUUAUUUCACAAGGAAAUUAUGAGAAUCGAACUGUAUUUGAUUCUUUGGAUAUUGGAUGGAAGCUUCUCCGAAUUUUCCCCAAGGAAUUGCUUAAACGAAUCCCACAAAGCACAUUAGAAGAAUUUUAUCCUAGAGAUAGUCGUCAUGCAGAGAAGAAAGAACAGGAGAAGAAGGCAUAAAAUUGCUUUGGGUGAAGUGGGUCUUAAAAACUGCCAUUCCAAUUUAGGUAGAAAAGAAUCUAGUCUGAAAAAUUGAGUAACAACAAAUAUAUCUUGUAUGGUUGUGAUGGUUCUUUCUAUUGAACAAAGAAGCUAUUUUGCGAAAAAGAGAAUUGCCCCUAUUUUUUUAUCAUCUGUUUUGUCUUGAUUUAAGUACUUUAUAUUCUUUUGUAUUUUCAUUUUACAUACUUUCAACAAAGAAAUUAAAUAUUUAUUUAAAUUUGACAUUGUAUCUGACCUUUUUCUUUUUAAAAAUAUUAUGUUGUGCUGGAUUGUAUAUGCUUUUGUCAUCUGUAUGUAUUUUUUUAAAAAAAUGAGACAAUUAAAUAUUUUACUAAUUCAUAUGAACUUUGGUGUUAGAAACGAAAAUUUAUUUAUUCAGCUGACAUUUAAGAUCUGUUAUAUUUUGAAAAUGAUAAUGAAAUGUUAUAAAAUAACUGUUACAGAUUUUUAUUGAUUAUGAAAUGUGGCACCUGAAAUCAUUACUCAUACAAGAUGUAAAUAUAUUUUUCAUUUUAAAUUGUGAUUGUUGAAUUUGGUGUCAUUGAUCUAUAUGGACUUUGUUUCAAAAAAUGAAUCUUUAAACCAGAUAUAGUACUAGUUGGUGUAAGAUAUAUGUGCCUCUGUACUUAAUCCAGAAAUACUAUCUGUAUUUUAAUUUGGUUUUGAAGUGUAUAGUAAUAAAGUGUUAAAAAAAUAUC